UGUAUAAGGUGGAUGACCCACGCAUGUGUGUACCGAUCAUCGCCAUACCUAAACCAUCUCUGGUUUCUUCAUCUUCUGAGGAGAUUGCUCUCUCUUCUUUUGCACGAGAAAGAAAAAGGAAUUGCUUUAGUUUGUUGGUGAGAUGGAAAGAGAUUUCAUGGGUUUGAGGAACAGAUCACAGUCACUGCGCAAGGUUAAGCCGGAGGUUAACCGCGAUGAUUCAGGGGUAAGCAAGAAGGGCUCAGCUGUGGAGUGGGCCAAAUACGGUGGUCCUCCGAAUUUCAUGUCUGCUAGAGAUCUCCAUGUAAUGAAGAGGAGGCAGCUGGGUGGAGUGAAUCACACGGCAAUGACGAAUCCCUCUCCUCUUCUGCCCUCCCUCAACUCUUUUGCUGCCUUCUCUGAUCCUCGGAACAACGUGGCUUCGAGUGCUCCUCAGCUGACAGUCUUCUAUGCUGGAACUGUUAACGUCUUCAAUGACAUCUCCCCCGAGAAGGCACAGGCGAUCAUGUUAUGGGCUGGAAACGGAUUGUCGCUGUCAUCAAUGGUAGAAAAUGAAAAGGGUAAAACAGGAGACAUCGCAUAUGGAAAGCAUCCUCCAAAGGCGAAGCCUGCUGUCUCUGCAUCAUCAACCUCAGGCACUCACUCUCCCACCAGAGCCGCCAUUAACCUCAUGGGCUCCUUCUGUUCCGCCUCCUCUAUCAUUCCUUCAGUUCCACAGGCCCGGAAAGCAUCACUGGCUCGGUUCUUGGAGAAGCGCAAAGAAAGGCUCAUGAAUGCAAUGCCAUACAGCAUGAGCAAGAUGAAGCUCAUGGAGUGCUCUACCGGCGAAUCCACCGGAAUGAACUACUCUGCCACUUCUGCCGCAUGAUCCCCCUUUCUUUUAAAUUAAUUAAUUAAUUAAAACGGUCUAUUACUAUUGUAAUUUAAUCACACAUUAUAUGCUGCUAAGUAGUUUCUGUUCCGGCAGGGAACGGUCCCUUUUAUCCUUUUGAUAUUGUGCAAACGCUAAUGUGACGUUUUCAUCUUUAAGAAAAUGUGACGUAUAUUCUAUAGAGA
Messenger RNA from Tarenaya hassleriana, 1056 nucleotides. Its product is annotated as protein TIFY 7. The record is from RefSeq and is a predicted model, not a curated record. The transcript is spliced from 7 exons. Gene Ontology annotation, cellular component: nucleus. Bases 143 to 868 code for a protein of 241 amino acids. NCBI's taxonomy places the organism in Eukaryota, Viridiplantae, Streptophyta, Magnoliopsida, Brassicales, Cleomaceae. Gene Ontology annotation, biological process: regulation of jasmonic acid mediated signaling pathway; response to wounding; regulation of defense response.